This is a messenger RNA of Danaus chrysippus (African queen), 1680 nucleotides long. The record is from the annotation of a GenBank genome assembly. NCBI's taxonomy places the organism in Eukaryota, Metazoa, Arthropoda, Insecta, Lepidoptera, Nymphalidae.
UUGAGAUAUAAUAAUCUAAAGAUAAAAAAAUUUAUACACUGUGAUGUAACAAGUGACCACCAACUAAACGGACUAGGUUCCAAAACUGUUGACCUCGGCGUCGUGCCUUCGCUAAAGUCACCAGCAAAACUCGACCCGGAAAAGGGAUCGAAUUCAGAAAAGGCUGACUUCGAACGGGCGAUCGAACUAACUGGCUAUGGCCGUUUCCACUACAUGCUGCUCGCCGUUUGCGGGCUCGUCAGUACAUCCGAGGAGAUGGACGUCAUCUCAAUGUCUUUCAUCCUACCUUCAGCACAGUGCGACCUAGAGCUCACCACACAAACUAAAGGAUGGCUGAACAGUAUUAUAUUCAUCGGUAUGAUGGUCGGAGCGUACGCCUGGGGCUCUGUCGCGGACUCGCUCGGUCGCAAGCGUGUUUUAAUAGCGAUCAGUAUCGUGAACGCGCUAGCUAUCGUCGCCUCUUCCUUCAGUCAGAACUACGAGCUCUUUAUGCUAUUCCGAUUUAUUAAUGGCGCUGCGUUGGGUGGGUCAGGUCCAGUUAUCUGGUCCUACUUCGCAGAAUUCCAGCCGAAAAAGAAGCGUGGUGCUAUGCUGAGUUUUAUGGCUGCUUUCUGGACUUUGGGCAAUUUAUUCGUAGCUGGGCUAGCUUGGGUUAUCAUUCCUAGUGAAAUCGGAGGCGCGUACGGUGGUUUCGUUUACAACUCAUGGCGUAUUUUCUUAUUGGUUAUGUCAAUACCAUCAUUUCUUGUCGCCGCUCUGCUCUUCCUACUUCCCGAAUCACCAAAGUUUCUCAUAACAACGGGACGCCACGACAAAGCAUUGGAAGUCUUCAAGGGUAUAUACAUGAUGAAUACUGGAAAGGACAAGGAAUUGUAUCCAGUGAAGCAGAUACUUGUUGACGAUCAAGUACACGUGAGGCCGGAGAAACAAAUCGAUCUUGAAACCAAAGAACAGAAGUCCAAGCUGAGAAGGAUGUUUAGCGACAUCGUAGAACACAGCAAGGAACUGUUCGUACCACCGAUAUUAAAAUUCACCGCGAUCUCAAUAACAAUCAACUUUACAUUCCAUAUUGGAUACUACGGUCUCAUGAUGUGGUUCCCUGAAAUGUUCAAUCGUUUCGACGAGUGGUCCAGAACCCAUGACAAUGCGGAGGCAGAUAUAUGUCAAGUCACCGCGUAUGUGACCAGACAAGGCUCGCACUCAGAUGAGGCGAUGUGUGAUUCACAUAUACGAGGCGAUGUGUUCAUGGAUUCAUUGAUAACUGUAGCAGCGGCGCUACCAUCUAAUAUAUUCGCUGUGCUUGGAAUGGAUAAAUUGGGAAGAAAGUUCUUCUUAGUGUUCGCAACAUUCUCCGCGGGUCUGUGUUCCGGUGCUAUGUACUUCGUGUACAAUAAAACCAACAACCUCAUAGUCAGCGCCGUCUUUAGUUCGGUCAUUUCGUGCGGAAACGCCUCGCUUGACUGUCUCAUCACCGAAGUUUUCCCAACUAAUUUACGAGCGACGGGUGUGGCUGUUUCUAUGGUAGCAGCUCGGCUGGGCGGUAUCAUAGGUAACGUGGUGAUAGCCGCGUUGUUAGACUCCUACUGUCCAGCGCCAACCUUCAUAGUUGCAGUACUCCUGGCUGGAGGCGGGCUCAUGUGUAUCUUCCUACCGAACACAACUAGAACGGCUUUGAAAUAA